CCCUUCCUCCAGCUCCAACGGGUCGAUCUGCUGCCUGCCCUCUAAAAAACUAAAGACUUCAAAAGGCACCCUCCCUCCCCUCCCCUCCCCUGCUCUGCUCAAAUGGCGGAUUCACACUCAAAAAUACCAAUCGAGAUUGUGAGCGAAGAGGAGAUGGCUCUUCUCGACGCCGCCUUGUCCGCCGCGACGGCUUCUCUCCCUUCUUCCCCGCCACCCUCGACUCCGCCCGCCGCCUCGCUUCUCUUCUCUCCCCCCUCUUCUUCGCCACCAUUCCACGGCAGCACCAAGGCCGCCAGGUCUGUUGAGUCCAUCGCUCGCCUCUGCAAGAGGCGGCUCGUCAUGGGUUGUGAGGAGGCUGAUAUAGAGGAUUCGGGUCGUUUUUUCAGUGCCCAGAAGAGGGCCAGGGCGGAUACGAACGAGUCGCUGUUGCGUAGAUUUCGAAAGAAGAAUGGUUUAGCUGUCAGUGACAUCGCUGCAACGGAAUGGUGUGAAAAACAAAUGGAAUUUGUUCUCCAGCUUGGCAGGUCAGAAAAAACUAGGGCAAUGAAAGCAGGUAGUGCUCGGCAUAUGAAGCUUGAAGAAGAGGUUGUAAAGAAGGUAAAGAUUUGUGUUGAAUCAGUUGAAGAUGAUUGGGCUGUCAUGUUUGUGAAUUUUAUGGUUGGUGCUAAUCAAUUAUUGGUUGAAGGAUUGACGCGAGAGCUACCCCUAAUAGGCUUUGUGGAAGGUGUAUGGAUGGUUGGAAUGAUAGAUGAAAUCCGCAUGCCUCCAUUAACUGAAACUGAUAGAAACCCAACAUUGGUAGAAACGAAAACUCGAGAGAAAGCCACACUGCCUGCUGAAGCACAAUGGAGAAAUGGAAGGUUUCAGUUAAUGUGCUACAAGCUUUUGUGGGACAACAUAGUUGCUGUUGAGUUCCCCUCCAAACAAUUUUUCAAUUUCUUCGAUUUGAAUCCCCAUUAUAUUCUAUCUGAAGAAAUCAGGAGGAGUGCUGCUAAAUCAGGUUUUACUGCAGAGACCCUCGAUGAUUUAGUGAGGUGCUUCAGAGAGAAAUGUUGCACGCUGCCCGCAGCUCACAACCAUCUACUGUUGAGGUACGAAUUCCAGGAUAAUAAUUCAUUGCUUUGUGAAGAUAAAUUUGGGUAUGAACCUGAUUGGCUCAAAAGCCAGCUUAAAUUCUGUCUCGAGUUCUGGUCGGGAGAACGAGCAGCAAUGUGUGCUCCAGAGGAAGAGCGUUGGAAGUGUCGCUACUGUCAAUUUGCUUCUAUUUGUCCUACAAAUACCAAAAGAGAUAAUACGACAUUAAGCUAGAAAGAAUUAUGAAUAUUAUUUUAUGUUAGUUCCCAGUGCUUCAUUCCCCCAAUGCUGAUAUUUGUCAAAUGAUGUCUCCCCCCUAAGCAAAAAUAUUGUCCAAGUUUCUUCGUGAAGAAUGUUGACUAACUUUAUUCAGGGAUGUGCUGGUGUUAUGUGCAUGUCGUUGAUUUUUAAUCAAGUGAUUAUAUGCAA
Molecule: messenger RNA, 1503 nt
Organism: Malania oleifera
Lineage: Eukaryota; Viridiplantae; Streptophyta; Magnoliopsida; Santalales; Ximeniaceae
Product: exonuclease V, chloroplastic-like
Exons: 7
Coding region: 103-1308 (401 amino acids)
Biological process (GO): interstrand cross-link repair
Cellular component (GO): nucleus
Molecular function (GO): single-stranded DNA 5'-3' DNA exonuclease activity
Source: RefSeq, a predicted model, not a curated record